Molecule: messenger RNA, 846 nt
Organism: Penicillium diatomitis
Lineage: Eukaryota; Fungi; Ascomycota; Eurotiomycetes; Eurotiales; Aspergillaceae
Exons: 2
Coding region: 1-846 (281 amino acids)
Source: RefSeq, a predicted model, not a curated record
AUGGCCAGCGCCAACUUCUCUCUCUUCUCCCGGGCCGACAUUCAGCAGCUGGUCUCUGAAUACCCGGAUGACAACCUUUCCGUCUCGGGUCAGGCUGAUCUGAUCAGCCGGCUGUUGGGGCAGUCCUCCCCCGACUCCAAGUCGAUCGUGGCGGUGAUGUGGCAGCUCGGUGAGCUGAUGGCGGACCUGGUCUUCGUGGUGGACCCGCUUACCACUACGCCGUGGUAUCUGCACCUGGUCCUCACGCAGGACACCCUCUUCCUCGCCCUGCACAAGCUUCGUCUUGAUGCAGCUCCUGCAACUUUCGGCGCCUAUCUGGACGCCCUCCUUGCUUCCUUCGCCACGGAUCCCCUCAGCGCCGGGGUCCUGGCAAUCCACACUCACGCCUCCGAGCAAUGGCUUGAAAUCAAGGACGAUCUUUUCGACCGCCUGGGCAGUGAGCAAGGUCAAGUUGACCCGACUGUCCCCUGCCAGCCAGUCAUGCCUGCUUCCUUGGCGACUGGCAGCGUCCCUGUCCACACGCAGGACGUGGCAGACCGAAAGCGUCGGCCUUUGGAGGAGGGUGAGGUGUCUCAGACGCCGGCGAAGCUUGCCCCGAAGAAGGGCAAGAGAAGAGCAGAGGAACCGGCGCCUGGAGAUGAGCUUCGAGGGAAGCUGAGUUGGGGGACUCCAGUCCCCAACGACAAGGAGCAAGAGGAGAUGCCUCGGGGUCCCAGUACCCCUCGCGACCAGGGGCCCAGCACUCCCCAGCCCAUCGUCUUGAGAGAUGGGUCGGUGAUCAUGCCGGCGUGGAGUGCGACCUUCGGGCCACCACCUGGAGCACCUCGAGGCAGGAAGUGGAGGUAG